Chaetomium strumarium is the source of this 993-nucleotide messenger RNA. Its product is annotated as DHS-like NAD/FAD-binding domain-containing protein. The record is from RefSeq and is a predicted model, not a curated record. Lineage: Eukaryota; Fungi; Ascomycota; Sordariomycetes; Sordariales; Chaetomiaceae. Gene Ontology annotation, molecular function: histone deacetylase activity, NAD-dependent; NAD+ binding. The transcript has 2 exons. Bases 1 to 993 code for a protein of 330 amino acids. Gene Ontology annotation, biological process: regulation of DNA repair; replication-born double-strand break repair via sister chromatid exchange; negative regulation of transcription by RNA polymerase II. Gene Ontology annotation, cellular component: mating-type region heterochromatin; nucleus.
AUGAUCCACGUCGAGCCUCAGUCCUACGAUUAUCUCGACGCGAUCGCGCACGCGCUCCGCUGUGCGCGGAAAGUGGUGGUCUUGACGGGAGCUGGUAUCAGCACCGCCGCAGGAAUACCAGAUUACCGGUCCAGAGGCGGUCUGUACGCAGAGCACGACACCUUUUGCGCAGCGGCGCUGAGAGAUCCGCGGAGGAGGGCAGACAGUUUCAGGUCUGCCCUUCAUCUCUACAAGCUUGCCAAGGACAGCAAACCGACCGAGGCGCACACAUUCGUGACUCAGCUGCGCAAUGUGGGAAAACUCUUGCGAUGCUAUACCCAAAAUGUCGAUCAGCUUCACGAACGAGCUGGUCUGUCGACCGGUCUGGUAGAGAACGUGAAGUGUGUUCCUCUGCACGGAACUAUCGAUAGCUUACGAUGCAGCAAUUGCUGCAAAACACUCGCAUGGACGGAGAAACUGCAGGCUAGAGUCACAGUUGGCCAAGAAAUUCCCUGUCCUGGCUGCCUAGAUGCCCCCCGACGACCUGGCGCGCCGCCGAGGCGAUCAAGCACUAUCGGCCGGUUACGGCCUAAUAUAGUGUAUUUGGAAGAAGAGCAUCCGCAAGGCGAAGACAUCGCGGAACUCAUUAAUCGCGACGUAUCAGCGGGCCCCGACACGGUCCUGAUUUUUGGAACAAGCUUCGAGGUUAGCGGACCGUGGGACCUGGUCAAACGGUUCGCCAAGGUGGCCGGUGCAAACGGCGGGAAGGUGAUCUAUGUCAAUCGCACGAAGGCAUCGCGGCAAGGAUGGAAGCAUGUUUUUGACUAUUGGGUUGAGUGGGAGUGUGACAGUUGGGUCCAGGACUUGAUGAGCAGAGGUCUUGGUCCUCUUCCGACACAGCGGCUUUCUCUUACUCUCGGCGGCCGCGUGGCAAAGCGGCCUCGCGGGAGGCAGAGGAGAAAGGCGGAGGAUGAGCCGGGCUCUAGCUUCAGCAAUCCUAUUCUUUUGAGUUAG